AUGAACAUGACCCUCCUCUUCCCGUUAUCCCAAGAAGCCAAAGCAAUGCUUCGCAAUGACUCUCACGACGCCGUUUGGGAUGAUUAUCCCUUGAUCGUUACAACACUAUGUUCGAUAGCAAUCGUGAUAAGGGAACACUUGACUGAUCCAGAAGUGAAUCAAAUACUCCAGGGAGAUAUCGCCCUCCGAGAUGCCCUAUAUCGGUCCUUGAACACACUUCACGAUGUUGCACAGGUUCUCAGCAGCCCAAUAUUUUCUGGGACUUCGCCCGACAGGGUCAUCGAGACGAUUGAAUCAAGUGACGUACAGCGGGAUAUAAGUGCUGUCCGCGACUUUCAUAUUCACAAAACUUUCCUCGACAUGGAAGGUUGUGACAACCAAGUGGUCGCAGAUAGGGUUACAAUCAUUUCGAAUCUCAUGACUUUCAGGUGGAGGCUUGCUACGAAGUCAUUUUACAGCUACAGUUUUGCUCUGGUCGCUCUGAUGUCUGCAAACGGUUUAUUACCGUCAAUCCUUGUACGACACGCAGCCCCACGCGAAUAUUGUCACCUUUUUUACCAUCGUGUAAACGCAUCAGGACUGAUAAUGCUCGCAUAUGCUAUGAAAGAGUCGAUAGCAAGCGGUCAAACAGCGUUACAGAUGCAGUUGAACAACGUUUCAAGAGAGCUGAGCACGUUUUUCGAUCGGGAUGUCAUUCGAUUUCCUAACAUUCGGGACGCAGUUGAGGAUGCCGCGGCAGAGUUCCAAGACUCGUCUCAGCAAGAUCCACUUUUACUUCUAUCGAAGAUCUAUAUACCAACUUUGACGCGUCAAGACGUUCUCUCAAUGGAAGCAACCAUUGGCGACAUUAUGCGGGGAAUUGUCGCUGAGGACCACAUCGACAAUGUCGGUUUGCAGUAUUCUAACGGUGAAUCAAUCGCUGAUUACGGUAGAAGCACAGGUCAAAUCGAAGAGGGCGUCACAUUUAUUGCAUUUGCUGGGGCACAUCGCUGGAAGGCCCAAUUCAUCGAAGAGCUUUUCGCCUGA
Messenger RNA from Exophiala spinifera, 1026 nucleotides. RefSeq lists its product as uncharacterized. The transcript has a single exon. The record is from RefSeq and is a predicted model, not a curated record. Bases 1 to 1026 code for a protein of 341 amino acids. Lineage: Eukaryota; Fungi; Ascomycota; Eurotiomycetes; Chaetothyriales; Herpotrichiellaceae.